Molecule: messenger RNA, 487 nt
Organism: Caenorhabditis elegans
Lineage: Eukaryota; Metazoa; Nematoda; Chromadorea; Rhabditida; Rhabditidae
Gene: F36H1.12
Product: Dynein light chain
Exons: 3
Coding region: 69-422 (117 amino acids)
Source: RefSeq, marked reviewed
CGAACACCAUGUUUCUGAAGUUGGAAUUAUUGUUGAUACUGCUAAAUAUUUCCCUUCUCUAUUGUGCAAUGACAGCAGUACAACGAUAUGCAAAGAAAUUUAAUCCGAAAAUUAUAAAGGAAGGAGAUCAUUUAAGUCGUCAAUAUCCAAAGUAUCGAAUAGAAGUGACUUCAUCGUAUGGAAUGAACGAAGAAACUAUUCUUUUCAUGGAAGCAGUGGUUGAAGACAACUUUAAUGGAAGAUUUGAAACAGAUGCUCUCAAUAAAAUACAAGAAUUGGUUCAAGGACAUUUGGGUGGAUAUUGGGGUAUUCAAUUCUACGAAGAUCCUUACAUGUUCUUCUCGACAUCUUUCAAAAGAAGUCCAAGUUUUGUUGUUCUUGAUGUCAGUGGAAGUGGAAUCGCAAUUGUCAAAGAAUCUUAGUCUAUAGGAUUUUGUAAAAUUUCUGAUAUUUUGGAUUAUUUUCAGGAUAAUAAAUUGUAAUUUUU